GGCGGUAACGGGUUCCCGUCGCUGACUUUUCUCCGGCAGCGGUCGCAGGCGACUGGAGAAGUUGAGCUGAAACUGCAAACGUUCCUUCCCGGCGCUUAGCAGCAAAACUCACUCAAGAGAGGAAGCAGCAGGUGAAAUUUAAAAAGCCCCACCACUUGAUCAUGGGAAAAUCAGCCUCCAAACAAUUUGCUGAAGACAUCUUGAAAGCUCACAAUGACUACAGGAAGAAACACGGAGUCCCCCCAUUAAAACUCUGCAAGAAGUUAAACAGAGGAGCCCAACAGUAUGCAGAAGAACUGGCUGCCACCAGGGUCCUCAAACACAGCUCCGAGUCUGCUAAUGGAAAAUGUGGAGAAAACCUAGCAUGGGCAUCCUAUGACCAACCAGGAAAAGAUGUGGCUGACAGAUGGUACAGUGAAAUAAAAAAUUACAGCUUUCAAAAUCCAGGCUUUUCUUCUGGGACAGGGCACUUCACAGCAAUGGUUUGGAAGAGCACAAAAAGGAUGGGAGUUGGAAAAGCAUCUGCUAGUGAUGGCUCAACAUUUGUGGUGGCUAGAUAUGAUCCAGCUGGAAAUGUAGUAAAUCCAGGCUAUUAUGAAGAAAAUGUCCUUCCUCCAAGAAAAUAACUUUUUCUUUUUAAUGUAGUCUUAUUGUCAUUAGAAGUGACCCUGGAUCUGGACUGAACAGUGUUUGAAAUGAAGUACAAUUCAGUGAAAUUUCCUGUUUGCUGCUGCUGCUCACUUCUCAUUACAGUGGAAGCAAUUACAUGUUGCUUGAGUCAAUCUGUGCAUCAGGUCCCUGUUGUUUCGGGGAGGGGGGGCUCCAUUUAUUUCAGGAUUAAAUAUAUGCAGCAUUUCUGAAGGGCAAAAUUUAGAGUGGGUUUGUUUUGGUUUGUUUUGGUUUUUUAUAGCUUGCAUGAACUCUGUGUCAGCUUGUGAGUAAGCACAUUGAAUGCCUUUUUUUAAACAAGAGAAUUUAUAGCUUUCUGUUAAGUUGAAGAUACCAGCUUGUCAUUAUGUCACCUUCUCCCAGUUUUCCCAGUAUUUUGUAAUAACUAACUUCUUUGCUCUGUCUAUACCUCCUGCUACUGUGGGGCCUUCUCCCUACAGAUGGAACAUAUGCAAAAUUUCCUGUAUGGAAGGCACAUGUGCAAAAGGUAGUGGCAUUCAGACCUGUGUGGUUUUUGUUGAAAGGAUCUCAUGGAACACUAAAACAUUGCUGGCAAAACUGUGUCUGUCGAGCAAGCCAUAACUCAAGCAUGACCUGAAGGCUACUAAAAUCCUUUACAUCUGAACAUUACAUUUUUAGGUGCUAAUAUUUAAACUCUGUUUGAGAUUAGUAUAUUUCAAGUUCAAAUCUCAUCUUGCAUUUCGUGUGUACAAUGUCUCAUGAUCAAAUUGUUUGCUUCUGUUACAGGGAAGUAAGAUGCUAGAGCAUGUUGGAUUUGAUUUCUCAAGAACUUACUUUUAUUUCCUAUGGAAUACCUUCUGCAAGUGUCACGCUAUCCAGACAGUAACAUUCCAAAUCAGCUCUUGUCUUCUUUAGUAAUGUCACAGUAGGAGGUACUCACAUGCUCAUAAUUAAGAGACAUUUACUCUUUGUUCAUAUUGUUCACUAAUAGCAAAAAU
Messenger RNA from Dryobates pubescens (Downy woodpecker), 1628 nucleotides. It is a transcript of the gene GLIPR2, whose product is annotated as GLI pathogenesis related 2. Lineage: Eukaryota; Metazoa; Chordata; Aves; Piciformes; Picidae. The coding region runs from base 162 to 626 and encodes 154 amino acids. The record is from RefSeq and is a predicted model, not a curated record. The transcript has 5 exons. Gene Ontology annotation, cellular component: extracellular region.